GAAUGUGCUGCGUCAUUGGAGGCACAAACCGUAGCAGUGAAGUUUAUCGGGAGCCACGAAGGUUACCAGCGGUUCUAACCAUGAUGUCAGUGAAGCUAAACAACAACCGCGACAUCCCAGUUCUCGGCGUUGGAACUUUGUUUGCUAAACAAGGUGAGGCGGAACAACUGGUGAAAGAUGCAAUUGACAUUGGAUACCGCCAUUUUGACACUGCCAUGGCGUACCAAAAUGAGAAAGAAGUUGGGGCAGGCGUCAGAGCAAAGAUCGCAGAAGGAGUCAUCAAGAGGGAGGACAUCUUUAUUACAAGCAAGCUGUGGAACACAAAGCACAAGCGUGAAUUGGUGGUAGACGCUUGUAAAGAGACCGUUUCAAAGCUGGGCCUGGAAUAUGUGGACCUGUAUCUUAUCCACUGGCCAUUUGCCUUCAAGGACUCAGAAGAACUGUGGCCGAAAGAUUCAGACGGUAAAGUCCAGCUUGCAGAUGAUGAUUAUGUGGACACGUGGAAAGGAAUGGAAGAAUGCGUCAAGCUGGGCCUCGCAAGGAGCGUCGGCAUCUCCAACUUCAACACAGAACAAAUAAACCGCGUUCUGGAAGUGGCAACCAUCAAGCCUGCUGUUAACCAGGUUGAGUGCCACCCGUACCUGAACCAAAGCAAGCUGAUUGCCUUCUGUAAGGAGCGGGGUAUUGUAAUAACGGCCUACUGUCCCCUGGGUAGCCCCAACAGCAUUGCCAAAGCAGACUUUCCUGCACCUCUUAAAGAUCCGACACUACAAGAAUUGGCAUCGAAAUACAAGAAAAGUGUGGCCCAGAUCAUUCUAAGAUACCUGAUUCAGCAUGGCACAGUACCAAUUCCAAAAUCUUCAAACAAAAAUCGACUGAAGGAAAAUUUUGAUAUCUUUGAUUUUGAGCUGAGCUCGGCAGACGUCGCUGCAAUUGACGCCUUGGAUAGGAACGCAAGGAUAUGUGCCUUCAACGAUGGAAUAGGACACAAGAAUUAUCCUUUCGACAUUGAGUACUGAUCACAAAGAAGAUGACGUCAUGCACCAUCACGACGCAUCUCAGCACAAAACAUCAUGUGGAGAGACAGUGAACUGUAGAUCAGGCCUUCAAAUUAUAUAAACCACGAAAAGGGAGCACAUCGCAUAAAGUUUAUUAUUAUUAAAUGUAUCAGAUUUCAUCACAAAUAAAAGUAUAAACCACUUAUA
This is a messenger RNA of Cryptotermes secundus, 1205 nucleotides long. Its product is annotated as 1,5-anhydro-D-fructose reductase. The transcript is spliced from 7 exons. Gene Ontology annotation, cellular component: cytosol. Gene Ontology annotation, molecular function: aldose reductase (NADPH) activity. Bases 3 to 1019 code for a protein of 338 amino acids. The record is from RefSeq and is a predicted model, not a curated record. Lineage: Eukaryota; Metazoa; Arthropoda; Insecta; Blattodea; Kalotermitidae.